This is a messenger RNA of Sphenostylis stenocarpa, 2205 nucleotides long. The record is from the annotation of a GenBank genome assembly. Lineage: Eukaryota; Viridiplantae; Streptophyta; Magnoliopsida; Fabales; Fabaceae.
AUGGGGAAGAACAAGACGCAGGUGGGAGAAACGAGCGAAGAUAGAGGAGAUGGUAAGAAAGCUGAAGAUAAUAGGCCCAGUUCAUAUGACAAUGAUAACUUAAUGUUUAUAUCAAUGGCUCAAGAGUUGAAGGAUGAAGGGAACAAGCUGUUCCAGAAGCGGGAUGUUAAAGGGGCUUUGGUAAAAUAUGAGAAGGCCCUCCAAUUGCUUCCAAGAAAUCAUGUAGAUAUUUCUUAUCUGAGGAGUAACAUGGCUGCGUGCUACAUGCAGAUGGGUCUCCGUGAGUAUCCUAGAGCGAUCAAUGAAUGCAAUUUGGCUCUUGAAGUAUCACCAAGGUAUAGUAAAGCUCUGAUGAAGAGGGCAAGGUGCUAUGAAGCUUUAAAUAGGCUGGAUUUCGCCCUGAGAGAUGUUAGUACUGUCUUAAAGAUAGAGCCAAAUAAUGUCAUGGCAUUAGAGGUCUCGGAUAAGGUGAAGCAUGCUCUUGAAGAUCGGGGAUUAGUAGUAAAUAAUGCAGAAAUUGAGUUGCCUCCAGAUUAUGUUGAACCUCCUACUAUGCCUCUGGCAAAAGUAGUGAAAGAAAAGACUCACAAGAAGAAGAAAAAGAAAGAGAAGGUGAAGCCUCCUGAUAAAAUUGAAGAGAAGCAAGCUGAGGAGAAAUUACAAGAGAAGAAAGCUGACGACAGCAGUGUAGUGAAGAAGGCCGAGGACAGUCGGAAAGAGAAGAAGGCUAAUAAGUCUAAAAAGAAGAAGGCCAAGGAAAAAAAUGUUGGGAAAAAGGACGAUGAUGUUAAGGAAGUUAUUGAGGAAAAAAGUAAUUGUAGAAGUGAAGAUAUACCUAAGAAAGCAGCAAAACUUAUUUUUGGUGAGGACAUAAGAUGGGCUGAAUUACCAGUUAAUUGCAGCCUCUUUCAGCUAAGGGAAGUCAUUUGUGAUCGUUUCCCUAGACUAGGAGCAGUUGUUGUCAAAUAUAGGGACCAAGAGGGUGAUCUGCUCACUAUCACUUCUGAUGAAGAAUUAAGGUGGGCUGAAACAGGAUCAGAGGGUUCUAUUCGGCUGUACAUAGUGGAAGUUAAUCCUGAACAUGAUCCAUUCUUUAGGAGGCUUAAUGCAAAUAAUGGAGAAAAGGUUAGCAUUGCUAGUUCUCCUGUGAAUGGGUCUGUGGUGAAAGCAAAGGACAUUAUUCACUCAUCUUGCAUUGAGGAUUGGAUAAUUCAGUUUGCACAACUGUUCAAGAAUCAUGUUGGGUUGGAAUCUGACGGAUAUUUAGAUUUUCAUGAAUUUGGUAUGAAACUCUAUUCAGAGGCUGUGGAGGAGACAAUUACAACUGAGGAAGCUCAAGUCGCAUUUGAUGUUGCUGAAAGUAAGUUCCAAGAGAUGGCGGCUCUAGCAUUGUUCAACUGGGGAAAUGUGCAUAUCUCCAGGGCAAGGAAGAAAGUGUAUUUUACUGGAGAUUCUUCUAAGGAGCAUAUGCAUGAACAAAUAAAAAGUUUGUUUAAAUGGGCGCAAGAAGAAUAUGAAAUAGCUGGGGAUAAGUAUGAAACAGCUAUUGAAAUUAAACCAGAUUUUUAUGAAGGCUUCCUGGCACUAGGCCUGGUGCUGUUUGAGCAAGCAAAACUUUCUUGGAAUUAUGCUCUCUGUUCUAAGGUAGAUUUCUCUACAUGGCCUGCUACUGAGGUUCUUCAGCUUUACAAUAGUGCCGAGUAUAGUGUGGAGAAAGGAAUGCUUAUAUGGGAAGAAUCAGGAGAGAAGCACUUGCGGGAAGGUUACCGUCACAAGGAUAUUUUAUUACAUUUGCAGAACCUGGGGUUGGAGAAGCUAUUCAAAAAUAUGUCAGCAGAUGAAAUUUCUACACAGGUGGAAAAUACGAGGUCUCAAAUAAAUCUUCUGUGGGGUACCAUACUAUAUGAAUGCUCGACAGUGGAAUUCAAAUUAGGCCUGCCAGAAUGGAAUGAAUGUCUGGAAGUUGCAGCUGAGAAGUUUCAACUUGCUGGAGCUUCUGCAACAGAUAUAGCUGCAAUGUUGAAGAACCACUGUUCAAAUAACAAUGUUGUAGAUGGUCUUGAAUUUAAAGUUGAUGAAAUAGUCCAAGGAUGGAAUGAGAUGUACAAAGCUAAAAUGUUGCAGAAAGGUGUUCCAUCAUUUCGUUUGGAGCCCUUGUUUAGAAGAAGAAUAUCUAAAAUUUACCAUGCCUUUGAGCUUGUAUGA